AUGCAAUUGUUGGUAACGAACAAAAAGGUGCAGCCUUCUGGAAGAGGGAUUGUCGAGUUCUACAACUCCAGUCCUCUUCUCGUUGGGACAGUGCCAAGAGAACUAGGGCAAUGCAAGCAAAGAUGGGCUAGGAUCAAUGAUUUGGUCUGCAAGUUUGCUGGCUGCUACGACACGGCAUUGAGGGAGCAGAGAAGCGGUCAAAAUGAUAACGAUGUGAUGAAGGCUGCCUUGGAUAUCUUCAACAGUGACCAGAACAUGAAGUUCAACUUGGAACACGCGUGGAGGGAGCUUAGGCAUGAUGUCAAAUGGUGCUCCACCUAUCUGGAGAAGGACAAGGAUAAGCGCAAAACCGCGGAUACUCCGGUUGCAGAACCAGAAGAUAGACCAAUUGGGGUUAAGGCUGCGAAGGCUGCGGGUAAGAGGAAGAAAACAGGAAAAGAUGAAGAAUUAACCAAGCUUGAAGGGCUGAUGGAGAUUAAAAAGCAAAUCUCAAGGCAAAGUUUGCUUGAAAGUUUGCUUGCAAAGCCUGAGCCACUGCCUGAUAUGGAAUUAGCACUGAAAACAAACUGUUAUCUGAAAUGUUGUCUUGAUGGAUCAGUAAAGACAUGUGCGAGAUGA
Brassica napus (rape) is the source of this 618-nucleotide messenger RNA. Its product is annotated as glutathione S-transferase T2-like. Lineage: Eukaryota; Viridiplantae; Streptophyta; Magnoliopsida; Brassicales; Brassicaceae. The transcript is spliced from 2 exons. The coding region runs from base 1 to 618 and encodes 205 amino acids. The record is from RefSeq and is a predicted model, not a curated record.